GGGCAAAUUCGGCACUGUCUACAGAUGCACAGAAAAAUCUACCGGACUAUCAUUGGCGGCAAAGUUCAUAGGCUGCCCGAAAAAGGAAGACAGACGAAACGUGGAGAGAGAAAUUGACAUCAUGAGAGCGUUGCAGCAUCCGAGACUGAUCCAGAUUUACGAUGCGUUCGAAAACGGAAAAGUUAUGACAGUUAUCUUAGAACUCAUCGAAGGCGGAGAACUAUUCGAGAGAGUGAUCGACGAUGACUUCAUUUUGACGGAGAAGAGCUGCACCAUUUUCAUGCGGCAGAUAUGCGAGGGCGUCGCUUUCAUUCACAAACAAAGGAUCCUACAUCUCGACAUGAAGCCUGAGAACAUCCUCUGCCUGACGAAGACGGGGAACCGGAUAAAAAUCAUCGACUUCGGCCUCGCCAGGAAGUUCGACCCGGACAAAAAGCUGCAGGUUCUUUUUGGCACCCCAGAAUUCGUUGCCCCCGAAGUCGUCAACUUUGACGAAAUAGGAUACGGCACCGAUAUGUGGUCGGUCGGCGUCAUCUGUUACGUUCUCGGCAGACUGUCAGCAGAGCAGUGCCUGAGCCACUGCUGGCUCAGGAGGAAGCAGAAGGUGCCUCGCACGCCCAGCAUGGAAGUCACCAAAGACAACCUCAAGCAGUUCGUCGAACGGUGGAACGACCACCCCAACUCCCCAUACGUCUUCGAAAUCACCUCGCACAUCAUCUCCCCCUCUAUGAUUCCCGCGGGAGGGCGCUCGCUUUCCGACUCGAGUCAGUCCCUGCUGGGAGACUCCCCGUCUCCGUGCGGCUCCCUGGCGUCCUCUCCCGGGUCGGACAACGCGUUCACCACCAACGUUUCGGAACUUCUGCCGCCCCCUGUGGAGCACUUCAGGCGAGCGUCCGACAGCGCGGGGGUCGUCAAGACACAGGACACUGCAGAACGCAUUAAUCUAGCUGAGGAGAUCAGGAAGCUGUCCGAUAAACUCUUUCAGCUUUCCAACUUCGACACAAGCCUCACCAACUCACAGUGCCCCUUCGAUGGGGAGGUUUCUAAGAGCGUGCCCAUAACGAUAACGGGCGUCAAGCACAAGCACGACGAGGCUCCGGGGAUUCCCUGGCGGCGCACCAAGUUCAAGAUGAAUAGCUGUUCCAGAGAUGUGCCUCUCGCGGCCAGGAAUAUCCACAAGCAGUCCGGCAGCCAGUUUUCGACGAAGAUCAACAAUCUCACCAGCCCAAAUGGUACCAAGGAUCUUCUCCUGCAGUUGCUGGAGCACUGGGACGGCCCCACAGUUCCACGGAUGAAUAACAGGCAUGGAUCGAUCUCUUCGGAAUGGACGGAGAGAGACACUUUGGGGCAACGCACUAUCAGCUCGAUAAACACUUUCUUCCAAUCUAGAGCCACCAGCAAAAAGAUCACCCCGUUCCAUUUCAAUAAGAGUUAGGCGUGAUACCGGAAGUGAUUCAUAUUAUUUGUUGAUUUAUUAUGCAUUUUUAUUUGUAUUUUCCAAUGUACUUAUGGGACCAUUUAUUCGAUGUUCGUCAACGUCAGUGUCAUUGUUGUGAAGCUUGAAUAAAGUAAUUAUUGUAUGUUUAA
Messenger RNA from Leptinotarsa decemlineata (Colorado potato beetle), 1587 nucleotides. RefSeq names its product death-associated protein kinase 2. NCBI's taxonomy places the organism in Eukaryota, Metazoa, Arthropoda, Insecta, Coleoptera, Chrysomelidae. Gene Ontology annotation, cellular component: nucleus. The record is from RefSeq and is a predicted model, not a curated record. Gene Ontology annotation, biological process: protein phosphorylation; intracellular signal transduction; positive regulation of apoptotic process. Gene Ontology annotation, molecular function: ATP binding; protein serine/threonine kinase activity.